GCAUUACGGUCACAAUGUACCGUCAAAAAGUUGGCGAAUAAUUCUUGAGAAUUUCUCAUUAUAAUAAAUUAAAACAGUACGGUAUCGAUUGGAAAAUUAUUGCUGACACUUAUCUAAAGUAUGAGCGGUACACAUAUUGAUUCUUGUGAGUUUGUGGCGAUCUAGAAGAGUUAUUAAUCUCUCGGUGGAAGUUGGGCCUAGCAGGAAGGACGUGAAAACAAGCGAGAGGUUUUUCAGCAUCAUUGUCAGCGGGCAGGCAGCUGGUCCGCUUUGUAGAGUCUGGCCCGCCUUCAAAGUGUCUGGUCCACUUUCCGCUUGAAGGUUUCAUUUCCAUAGAAUCAACAUGAGUGAAAUAGACCCAGAUACUUUGUUAGAAUGGUUGACAAUGGGCCAAGGGGACGAGAGAGACAUGCAACUGAUUGCACUAGAGCAACUUUGCAUGCUUCUCCUGAUGUCAGACAAUGUGGACAGGUGUUUUGAAAGUUGUCCCCCAAGAACAUUUCUGCCAGCAUUAUGCCACAUAUUCAUGGAUGAGACUGCACCUGACAAUAUUCUGGAAGUUACAGCAAGAGCUAUCACCUACUACCUUGAUGUAUCUGCUGAAUGUUCAAGGCGUAUUGUCAGUGUUGAAGGAGCAGCCAAAGCUCUGUGUACUAGGCUCAUGGUUGUUGAUAUAACAUCAAGAACAAGCAAGGAUCUUGCUGAACAAUGUGUUAAGGUUUUGGAACUAAUGUGCACAAGAGAAGCUGGGGCAAUAUAUGAUGCUGGUGGAUUAACUUGCAUACUGUCAUUUAUAAAAGAUUAUGGAUUUCAAAUUCACAAGGACACUUUGCACUCUGCAAUGUCAGUUGUAGCAAGACUCUGUGCCAAGAUGGAACCAAAUGAUCCAACUCUAGAAAGCUGUGUAGAUUCAUUGUCCAUUUUGUUGCAGGCUGAGGACACAUAUGUUGCUGACAGUGCCCUUCGCUGCUUUGCCUGUUUAGCUGAUAGAUUCACAAGACGUGGUGUUGACCCAGCUCCAUUGGCUAAACACGGUUUGGCCAAUGUACUUCUGGAGAAGCUAGCAACAACUGCUUCUCAGUACUCGUCUGAUAAACAGUCCAGUGUCCCAGCAACUUCACCAGAUACGCGAAGCAAUGCAGGGAAUAUAUCCAUGGUUGUUAGUGUUUUGUCAACAUUAUGCAGAGGGUCUCCCAGUGUUACCCACGAUCUUCUAAGAGCUGAUUUAAUGGAUGCAAUAGAAAAGGCAAUGCAAGGAGACGAGAGGUGUGUUUUGGACACAAUGAGGCUUAUCGAUUUGUUGUUAGUAUUACUGUUUGAAGGGAGAGAUGCCCUUCCAAAGUCAAAUAGUUUCAGUGGCAGAAGUGGAUUAACUGGGCUGAAAAGGAUGGAUAGUAGCGCAGAGAGGUCUCAUAGGCACUUGAUUGAUUGCAUCAGGAGCAAAGACACGGAUGCAUUGAUUGAGGCCAUUGAUUCUGGUGCUUUCGAAGUUAACUAUAUGGAUGAUGUGGGACAGACACUUCUAAACUGGGCAAGUGCGUUUGGAACAUUGGAAAUGGUCGAGUUUCUUUGCGAACGUGGUGCUGAUGUAAACAGAGGCCAACGAUCAUCAUCUUUGCACUACGCUGCCUGCUUUGGUAGACCCGCUGUUGCAAAGGUUUUGUUACGCUACGGUGCAAACCCAGAUUUAAGAGACGAAGAUGGAAAGACCCCAUUAGACAAAGCAAGGGAAAGAAAUGAUGAAGGACACAAGGAAAUCGCACGGAUCCUUCAAACCCCAGGUGAAUGGAUGGUUCCAGCUAACAGCUCAUCGACCAGAGAACUAGGGACCAGUGAGCAGAAGUCAGAAGAAGAUAAACCAGAAGAACCCAAAGAAGAGCAACCAUCUGAUGACGUCAUCAAGGGAGAUUGGGAAAUGGCACCACUUUACGUGACCCGGUUGCUUCCUGUUUUUGCACAGACCUUCCGAUCUAGUCUUGUCCCGUCUAUCAGAAAGGCAACAUUGGCUAUCAUGAAGAAAGUUAUCCACUAUAUACCACAAAAAAUGUUACCAGACGUGAUUGCUUCUGGAAACGUCGCAUCGAGCGUUGUGGAAGUUCUUUCCUCUGUCCUCAAUGUAGAGGAUGAUGAUGAGGGCCAUCUUACAGCUUUUCACUGCGUUGAAGAUCUAAUGAGCAAAGGAAAGGAUAUAUUUUUGGUUCAUUUUGUCAGACUGGGUGUCUUGAACAGGAUUCAAGAAAUAAGUGAGAGCCAUGAAAAGAAAGACUUGGAUAGGCCGGAUUCCAGCGCCACAACUGCGGAAAUAAUGCCUCUUGAAGACGCACAGUCGAUAGUGCAAGGAAAACCGUACCAUUGGCAUGAUUGGUGCAUCGUACGGAGUAGAGAUUGCCUGUACCUCUGGAGCGACGUCUGUGCUGUUGAGUUGUCAAAUGGUAGCAACGGUUGGUUCAGGUUUGUCCUCGAUGGCAAAUUAGCGACAAUGUACUCGAGCGGAAGCCCGGAAGGUGGUGGAGGAUCUGCUGAGUCUCGUAGUGAAUUUCUUGAAAAGCUACAACGAGCACGAGGCCAAGUGCCGAGUGGAACAGCGAGCCAGCCGUUGCUGUCAUCGCAGUCAUCUGACCGGAUUAUUGUCGGUAACUGGUCACUUGCUUGUAGUCAGGCCGGACAGAUGACCAUUCACAAUGCUGAUGGCCAACAAGCUACGAUUUUAAAAGAAGAGCUCUCCGGUUUUAUAUUUGAGUCCAAUCGUGGCACUAAACACACCUUUACCGCAGAAACCUCGCUAGGUUCAGAUUUUGCCGCAACCUGGAGUGGAAAACCAGGUCGCAAAUAUCAGUCAAAGAAAGAGCAACUUAGGCAGAAAGUUGGUGUUUUCGCUCAUGAAAUUCACUCAAAAUACUUUAAGGAAGCUGCAACUGGGAGCUAUGGAGCUAUGGGGAAGUUAAGAGAGAUCAGUGCGUUACUGGAUGGCGCUUGCAAAGACGUCAGGCGCAUCACUCUGGAAGGCGAGAAGCAAGUCUAUGACGCUUUGAAGGAGCUAUGUGAACUUCUGAGAGAGGAAAGCAUGCUAUCUUCUUACGAAAUACAAAGCAGUGGGUUGGUCACCUCACUUUUCAAUUGCUUGAAUAAGUCACCUCGAGCCAGCUUGACAUCUCUCCCCGAGAAAAAGUCUUCUGACACUUCUGAGAUUUUCAAAGCAGUCUUUGGAGAAAUCCCACAGAACGUUAAUGGAGAUGAAAGCAUGCAUCAAAGUAGCCUUGCCGUUGCACUCGUUCGCAAGCUGGUUGCUGUGCUUGAAUCUACAGAACGACUUCCCGUCAUAGCCUAUGACCAUGGCGGAGGAGGAUCGGGCUUGCAGGUUUUGCUAAGACGACUGCGUCUCCGACUUGAAAGAGAUGCUAAAUCGGGUGAUUUGAUCGACCAGUCCGGACGCUACCUGAAAAUGGAGCCAUUGACGACAGUGAAAGACCUGAAGAAACACCUGCUAAAAGUUGUGGCUAAACAAUGGUAUGACUACGAUCGAAACACAUUUAAGUUCGUACAGCAUUUCAAGGAAAACAAAGAUCCCUUGACUUUCACAUAUGAUCAUGAUUUCGACACUAAUGGAAUAGUUUAUUGGAUUGGAACGAAUGCCAGAGUCGUGAAUGACUGGGUAAACCCAGCCCAGUAUGGCCUGGUUGUAGUCAUCUCGUCAGAAGGGCGAAGUCUGCCUUAUGGUAAACCAGAAGAUAUUCUCAGCAGAGAUGCAGCUGCUCUGAACUGCCAUACGAACGAUGACAAGAAUUCUUGGUUCACGAUCGACUUCGGAAUGUGGAUUACGCCGACCGCCUACUCCCUUAGACACGCGCGGGGAUAUGGAAGAUCUGCAUUAAGAAACUGGACCUUGCAAGGCUCCACAAAUGGCCAAACCUGGACUACGUUAAACACACAUGAAGAUGAUUCUUCCUUGAAUGAACCAGGGUCAACUGCCACUUGGAUGCUGAAUGUGCCUGCUGCUGCAGACUCAGUGCAGUCCUGGCGAAUGUUUCGAAUUCAGCAAACUGGCCCAAAUGCCAGUGGCCAAACGCAUUACUUGUCCCUUUCAGGAUUUGAGAUUUAUGGAUCUGUAACAGGCAUCACUGAAGACUCCCCAGGCUCACUUCUAACUGAAACUGAUGUUAGUAGUCGCAAACGCCGCGUCUUCAAAUCUCACGCACUGCAGCAAAUGAAACUAGGUGGCAAAGAUGGUGCUGAUCUCAAGCUGUUAAAGGAACGAGCAAGGCAGCUUGGAGAAGCUGUUGAGGCUGUGACGUCAGACACAAAGAAAGAAGGCUGGGUUGAUGUCUCGUGGGUACAAAGCACAUCCGCCCCCUCACAGGACAACAGCAAUCAAGACAAUUCAGCCGUCAAAGUUGUAGACAUUUCACAUCCAGAUGUACAGUCAACAAUCUCCCAGGUUGAACGCAAAGAGCUAAAAGAAAAUAAAGAUUCAAGACCGGCUACGUUCCGGGUACGGUCGUGCAGAGUGAACAGAGAUGGCAUGGGACCUGGAGGACGACGCAUAAACAAACAGAACGCUGCUGAUGUUGGAGAACUAGAGAAUCAGAGUAAUUUGCUGAGAGACUCAAAAACCUCUACGAGAGAGAUAGCUGAUUUAGCAAACCUGCGUCUGCUAAUGGCAGUCGAAGAUUUGCUGGAUAACGCUUCUUCUGACCUUGUUGCAAGUGCUUUGGCUGAAGCUGCAAGUUUAGAUCAUUUGAGAGCUGCCUCAAGGACUUUGCAGAGCUCUUUUCUACAGAACACAAGGAAAAGUGGUUCGUCUCAAGGAUCGCGUGAAAGCAGUUCUCCACCAAGCAUGGUCGAUUAUGUCGAUAAACAAAAUGUGGUGACAUUAGGACAGAGUGGAGAUACAACUUUCAGACCAUCUUCUGAGCCUAAAAAAGAUGGCAGCAAGAGCUCUAACAAGAGUGAAAGCAGUGCUGGAAGGUGGCAGUUAUCUGAUAGUAAGGAAGGCACUGAGGCUAAAAAGGAACGAAGUGAGUUUAAUAUUUUUAUUGAUAACACCACCGAAGCAGACGGUGAAGCCGAUAAAGCAAGUGUUGAAAUUAUAACAGGAACUGAAGUAGAGGUGAAGGAUGAAGCCAAGGAGAGAACAACUGAAGAGGUUGUUUCACAAGCAAAGGAAGAUGUCACGACUGAUAUCGCGGCGGCCGAGCUUGUGACAAAUGCCACUCGAUUUGUAGAAAUACGCAGCAUGAAAGAGGAUAGUGAAGUUGGGCGUAGAUCGGGUGGUGAUGUUAAAGUGUUGGUUGACACACAAAGUUCUACUGAAGACAAGGAUGGCCAUGUCACAGACGUUUUUGAUACGAGAAGUGACGAAUUCUCGGAAUCUGACAAGAAUCGUCAAAACGAAAGAGGACGUGAGCUGUCAUCUGGUGAAGGAGAUUUUCUCUUCAGCAAAAGUUCUGGGCCGGAGCCACCGAAAAGAAUCGAUUCAUUGGAGAAGACACCAGAAGGAAUGACCUUGCUGGAGGCGAUCGAGGCAAAGCUGGUGUACGAUUCAAGUGAUGAAGAUGAUGACGACGAUGAAGAUGAUAACGAUGACGAACCAGAGGAUGCUGGUCACGUAAAAACUGGAUCAAAGAAACGGAACAAAACAGAUACCCAAGACAAAGGAGAAAGUAAUAUCGUCCGGGAACUUCUUUUUAUCCCUGGAGAAAAGCAAAGCCUGGAAAACGAGGGCUCAACAACGCUAUCUAUUUCCAACAACGGAGAUAAAGGUGAUGGAACCGAAACGAAAACCAUUGGCAAAGCGCCGAGCCAUCCAUUGCAAUCGUGUCCAUUAAUGGUUGAUAUGGAGGAGGAAUAUAUGGAAGACUUUCCUGCCGAUGAAAGGGACUUCCCAAUGGACGAAGGAGAGGACACAGAUGAAUUCGAGGAUAUUGAAAACGAAGACGAAAACGAUCCAGACGAUCUGUAUGAAAGAACGCUGGAGGUAAAUCAACCAGGCUCGUCAACAGACAGAUCUUCAGAGCUGCGAAGGCGCCAGUGGGAUGACGACUUCGUUUUGAAGCGUCAGUUCUCUGCUCUCAUUCCUGCGUUUGACCCGAGACCAGGAAGACCAAAUGUUUCGCAACAUCAAGACGUGGAAAUUCCUGAGGAAGGCGAAGUAAUCCGAUCAGAAGAGCCUGUUGGUGAUGAUCUGAAGCUUGUCAUCAGAGGAACAGUACCAGGGGGAAAAGAAGUUGAAAUUCCUUUGGUUGAUCAUAACGCAUCGAUAUUUUCCUACAUACAAAAACUGGCGACCACCAUAUCCAGUAGCAGUGGUAAACUAGACAAGCAAGUGAGACUUUGGGAGCCAACAUACACUAUCGUUUACAAGUCUCGUGAUGGAAAACAAGAAAUCCAAGAACAGCCAUUGUGUAAAUGGAAUGUGUCCUUCGUGGAAAAAUACCUUGGAACAUCACAACUUCCUAAACACGAUGUUGUAAAAUAUCUUCAGCAAAACGCAGGCCCAGAAUUCAUUAAAAAAUGGAAAUUGAACGGAACGACGAAAAGCUGCAAGAGGCAACGCAAUUGCAACUACCUUCGGAAUGCCUACAAGGAUUUUUGUCGAAUGAAGGAAGGAGAAGCAGCUUGUGCUCAAGAGGCCAAGAUCGACGAAGAUGAGAGAGAAGAAGAGGAAGAUGUAUUUGCCCCUGUUCCGCAAGAAAUCACCCAAGCUAAAGAGGUUUUGGACCUUGUUAAGUCGCUUCACAAACUUUGCGAAGAGAAUAUGCAGUUAACAAGUCUGACAGAUAACUACCUUUUUGAUGUUCCUGAAGAAGAGUUUGUCUCAAUGAAACUAACGAACAAAUUAGUUCAGCAAAUUCAGGAGCCCCUAGUGCUAGCCUCGGGAUCGCUACCUGCCUGGUGCGAGUUCCUCGUUAUCAAUUAUCCAAUGCUGUUCCCAUUCGAAACGAGGAAGAUGUACUUCCAAGCAACCGCAUUUGGAUGUUCGAGGUCCAUUGUAUGGUUACAAAAUAUGCAUGACGCUAACCUAGAACGGAAUAGAGGUCACCCUGCAAGGAGGUUAGAGCCUCAAGAAAUCAGGAUUGGAAGACUAAAGCAUGAAAGAGUCAAGGUGCCUAGAGAUGAAAAAGAGCUUCUUCAAUAUGCCAUCAGGCUUCUUGAUUUCCAUGCUAGCAGAAAAGCAAUACUCGAGAUUGAGUUUCGUGAAGAGGAGGGCACGGGUCUUGGACCAAGUCUUGAGUUUUAUGCCCUUGUUGCUAAAGAGCUGCAGAAGAAAGAAUUAGGCAUGUGGGUUACCAGCGAUACACUCAACAAUUUUGGCAGUGAUGCAUCGCUUACUGCAAAGAAUGCCGAUUUGUAUGUCCACCAUCCUAAUGGCCUAUUUCCGGCUCCGUAUCCACAAGACCAUAGAGACAUCAAACGCAUUUGCAAUCUGUUCCAUUUUCUUGGUGUCUUUCUUGCCAAAUGCCUGCAAGAUAAUCGACUGGUGGAUAUUCCACUAUCAGAGCCAUUCCACAAAUUGCUCUGCCUUGGAAAGUCACUCGCUGACAGCAGGUCGUUCUCCAGAAGUGCUAGCGUAAGAUCAGAGAGUGCCGACAGUGAAAACAUGUCCCCAAGAUCGAGCGAGUCUUUAGAUGCUGUCUCAGAAUGUUGUUAUUGUUAUGGUGAUUUCUUCACAGACUGUGAUUUUGAAAUGAUUUUCCCGGAGAUAUUUACGUUCAUUAAGCAGCUGCGAAAACUUAUCAAAAGACGAAGGUCUAUCUUGAGUGAUCCAAAUAUGACGUCAGAGCAGCAGAAGGAGGGCUUGGCGAACUUGAUGUUUGAGACGGAUCAUGGACAUGAAUGCAAAUUAGAAGACCUCGGACUGACCUUCCAAUACGUUCCCCCAUCAAAAGUUUAUGGAUUUGAUGCAGUCAGUCUAAAGCCUGGUGGCCAACACGAGGUGUUGACGGACUGGAACGCUGAAGAUUACAUCGAUCAUCUCAUGUACUUUUCCAUGUACAGGGGAAUCGAGAAACAGCUUGACAGCUUCAGAGCUGGCUUCAAUCGUGUCUUCCCAAUGGAAAAGCUACAUGCAUUUACCCCAAGAGAAAUACAACUAAUGUUGAGCGGAGAACAAGCACCCCAGUGGUCACGUGAUGAUCUCAUGAACUACACCGAACCAAAGUUUGGCUACACAAAGGAAAGCCCUGGUUUUCUGAGACUUGUUAAUGUGCUCGUGAGCAUGAGCGGAGAUGAAAGGAAGGCAUUCCUCCAGUUCGCCACUGGUUGCUCCUCUUUGCCUCCUGGUGGAAUCGCAAAUCUGCAUCCCCAUUUGACAGUUGUGAAGAAAGAAAGCGAGGGAGACGGCAGUUACCCCUCUGUCAACACUUGUGUUCAUUAUUUAAAGCUACCCGAGUACUCAUCGGAAGAGAUUCUAAGAGAAAAGCUCCUGGCAGCUACCAAAGAGAAAGGCUUUCAUUUGAACUAAAUAGUAACUUAUAAAAAAUUGCUUUGUAUUGAGUGUGUUUUGUUUAUUAGAUUUGGUUUUGUUAUAAAAUAGGAAGAUAUAAAAUUACAUUGUAUAAAAUGCACUGCAAGGAAAUCAUGCAAUCCGAACGUUGUUUUGACGCAGAA
Molecule: messenger RNA, 8607 nt
Organism: Rhopilema esculentum
Lineage: Eukaryota; Metazoa; Cnidaria; Scyphozoa; Rhizostomeae; Rhizostomatidae
Product: E3 ubiquitin-protein ligase HECTD1
Biological process (GO): proteasome-mediated ubiquitin-dependent protein catabolic process; protein K63-linked ubiquitination; anatomical structure development
Cellular component (GO): nuclear speck
Molecular function (GO): ubiquitin protein ligase activity; protein binding
Source: RefSeq, a predicted model, not a curated record